AUGGAUCCUGCCACGCAACUUCUCAACGCAGUCACCGAGCGCGUGAUUAUUCCGGUCAAAGGCGGCGUCGAUGACUGGAAAGAACAACUAAAGGCCAUGCUACAGAUCCUCCAAAAGCAGCCGGGAUGCCUCCGCACUCGAUGGGGUCCAUGGACUGAAGACCCGCAGAAGCUAGAGCUCAUUACCGGCUGGAUCAACGCAGAGGCAAAUGAGACUUGGAAAGCGAGUAAAGAUUGUGCGGAUGCCAUGGCUAAACUUGCGCCUGUGCUGGACGGACAUCCUACGAGCUAUCUCCUACAGUUUAAGCCAUACGCGCCACAAGCCGUCAUCAACUCUCCGAUUGUCGAAACGCUAAGCUUCGAGAACUGUAGCGAGUCCGAAGACAAUAUGCGCGAGAUCGUCGAAAGGGCGAGGGCGAUGCCCGGAUGCAAUGGGGUAGCGAGCGGCUUCACCCUAUGUCGGGGUAGUACUGGGGCUCCCGGCAGCAGCAGCAGCGGUGGCAGGACCUUUGUUGCGGCCAUAGGGUGGUCAGGGAUAGAGGCAAGCCGAGCGGCAAAUACAACGACAUACACGAACGGUAUGAAAACCGAGAGUCACCACGUCAACUUUAAUUUUCCCGUCAAAGGGUUUAGAGGAUUAUAA
Messenger RNA from Colletotrichum truncatum, 642 nucleotides. RefSeq lists its product as uncharacterized. The record is from RefSeq and is a predicted model, not a curated record. NCBI's taxonomy places the organism in Eukaryota, Fungi, Ascomycota, Sordariomycetes, Glomerellales, Glomerellaceae.